AUGCUAUUUUUGAGACAUAAAGUUCAAAAGAUGUUAUUAUUGACAAUUGCCCAUUAUUUUAUAUCUAGUCAUGUAUAAACACUUGAGGAUUUAAAUACGUUUGAAUUGACCCAUCAAAUAACAAUUCCAGUAUAUCGAAAAUUUACAAUUAAUUAUCUUUACUCAAUUCUAUCAUUGAUUAUUGUAUUUUUCCGUCGACAUUUCAGGCCCCAGGUUUCUCAAAGAAAAAUAACAAUCAUUUUAAUAAGAAUACAAAAAAAUAAUAUGAAUUUAGAGCCUAUCGUGUCUUGUUCGUAAAUAUAAAAGGCCCCCAUACUCAUCUAUUGUCUCUUCACCUCUUUUUAAAAAUCAAUAUAUCUCUCUCUAGUCUCUACAAGCUCAAUGCCCCAAGUCGAUCUCGAAGCUUUUGUUUCUUCAGUAUGCGCCGGUGGUUCAGACCGGAAGAUCGCAUGCGAGUCCACCUACGUCGACGACCCGGACACUCAACCUUACUACAACAAAAACUCCGCCGCGAGUCCGGCUGAUUUUCCACCGGAAUCUUAUUACAUAACCAAAGAUGCUCAGUUCGAGUGGCUCACCGACAACGCCUUCUUCGACCGCAAAGAAUCACAGAGAGGAAGCUCAGCACACAUCAGCUCCAACCCCAACUCGAACCCGAGCUCUCAGCGGUUUCUACUCAGCUCCAAAGCGUCCAUCAUCGGUUUGCCGAAGCCGCAGAACACGUGUUUAAAGGAGGCGAAGCAGAGGAGAAACGGCGGCAAAAAGGAAAAGAACAACAUAGUCUUCUUGAAACGGGUCGGGUCGAGAAUGAAGUCGGAUCCUUCGCAGCUCGAACCGUCUUCUCCUAAAGUCUCUUGCACCGGUAGGGUGAGGUCCAGACGAGAAAGAAGCCGACGUAUGCGCCGUCAGAAAUCGGUUCGACCGGAGAAGUCGAACCGGGUCAAGAAACCCGGUUUAUUAGCGAGUUUCAGAGCCAUCUUCAGGAGCAGAGGUGGCUGCAAAGACGGGGCCCACGCGGCGCCGAUUAUGGCACGCGACGACAUCAGGAGCCGGCUUCCUGUGAAAGAGGUUGAACCGGUUGUGGUGCCCGGUUUGGGUGGGAUGAACCGGUUUGCUUCUGGAAGGAGAGGGGAUUUGUUGGGUGGAUGACAAGUGUAGUGUUAGUGAUUGGUUGUCUUGUUCUGGUGGGACCUGUGUUUUAGUUGUGUGUUUUGAAAAGUCGUUGGCGCUGACGUGGCGAGUGGUUAACGUUUUUCAGGAACACGGCACCGCGUAGGCGGUGUGAAUCCUACCCACCACACUGUGUGCUAAGUGUUCUGUUUUGUAUAUUGUUUAUAUGGAGCCGCUGUCUUGCAUUCAGUCAUUAAUGUAGAUUUUUUGUAUUUAUGCAACAGUCAAGUAUUUUUUAUUUCAAAAGUGAAUUUACGGUCCCUACUUUAGUUUA
This is a messenger RNA of Brassica rapa (field mustard), 1444 nucleotides long. RefSeq lists its product as uncharacterized. Lineage: Eukaryota; Viridiplantae; Streptophyta; Magnoliopsida; Brassicales; Brassicaceae. The record is from RefSeq and is a predicted model, not a curated record.